Molecule: messenger RNA, 771 nt
Organism: Geodia barretti
Lineage: Eukaryota; Metazoa; Porifera; Demospongiae; Tetractinellida; Geodiidae
Source: the annotation of a GenBank genome assembly
AUGAACCCGUGUAUUCGAGGCAUUUCGCCAGUGUGGGGAAUGCGGGCAGGCGCGCGCAACUGCAUCUCCCAGAGGCGAACUUGCGGCUCGUCGUCAGCAUUGCCAGAAAGUAUCUCGGCAGGGGGAUGCCGCUGUCGGACCUCAUUCAGGAGGGCAACAUCGGUCUCAUGCGUGGGCGUGCAGAAGUUCGACUACCGCAAGGGCUUCAAGUUCAGCACCUACGCCACCUGGUGGAUUCGACAGGCGGUCAGCAGAUCCAUAGCGGACCAGUCCCGCACCAUCCGCAUACCCGUCCAUAUGACGGAGAUCGUCAACAAGCUGAUGCGCACUACUCGUAAGUUCGUGCAGGAAUACGGGCGCGACCCCACCGAUGAAGAGAUAGGAAGCGGGAUGGACAUUACGGCUGAGCGGGUGCGGGAGAUCCGGAAGUUCGCGCAGCUCCCCCUGGCCCUCGAGACGCCGGUUGGCGAGGACGGCGGCGCACAGUUAGGCGACUUCGUUGAGGACAGGAACCAGGUCCCUCCCGUGGAGGCCGCGUCAUACCUGUUGCUCAAGGAGCAGAUCGCCGAUGUGUUGUCCACCCUCAGCGAGCGGGAGGCGAGGGUGCUUGAGCUGCGUUUCGGACUCGGGGACGGUAUCUCUCACACCCUGGAGCAGGUUGGCCGGGAGUUCGGGGUCACGAGGGAGCGCAUACGCCAGAUAGAAGCCAAGGCGUUGAGGAAGUUGAGGCAUCCGAGCCACUCCAGGAAAUUGCGGGACUUUCUGGAUUAG